UUAAACCAUCAAGUCGCCAAUCCCCGACACUAAGUUGUGUUUCAUUAUUGUUCAUAUUAAUUUCCCUGACUUCCUCACAUAUUUGUGAAAAAAGAACUUUUUUUUUCCAAUCAGCCUACUCCAGCCACUUGUGAAAGUAUUCCGCUGUUGGUACUUUUCCAGGGAUUCUAUUUCGUGUUGCUACUUGCGCAGAUAUACGAUUUGCUUUCCUACAGCGAUAUCAAAGAUGUUCCCGAAUCUGCUCUUCACUUCUCACGUACCUAGUUCCCAGUUUUAAUGAAUUGAAAUGGUUCUUGAUGAUCCAGGAAUAUUAUGCCACAGAACUCUUAUGACAAAAACUCCUUGGAUCUUUCAACAAUGUUUUCUACAGAAAAGGCGGUCUCCGUUUGGGCAUGGGUAAUGUUUUCAAUAAGUUCAUUUAUCGUUGAAGGUGGAUUGUCAAUGCUUUGCCAUGAUGUUGAUUCUACUUCAAAAGUAGUUAAACUACAAUCAUCUCUAUCGCUGACUUGUGCAUUGCGAAGGGAGUGCAUUGAAUCAUUAGAUGCAAAUGCAAGUCAUAUAUUCUGGAAACUAAACGAUACCAAAAUUCCACAAGAACAGUAUCGUUUCAAUGAGACUGUUUCACGUGUAACCUUAAAGCAUUUUGAUGCAGUGAAAGGCUAUUUGACAUGUCACAUUAAUAUCAAAGGAGCACCAAAUAUCCUUCAUCGUUUUACUAUUAAAGCAGGAUUGCCUCCUGAGAAGCCAAAAAAUAUUUCCUGUGUUUCAUACUUAGAGAAAAAUUUUACUUGUUUCUGGGAUCAAGGGCAUGAAACAUAUCUAGAGACUAAUUUUACAUUAAUUCGAAUAAUAGAACAUUUUGGAAAUGAUACCUGUGUUAAUACAAGGAAGAACACAUGCUCCUUUUUUUUUCCGGCUGUAUAUGUUGUAGAUUGCAAAAUUAUUGUUAUGGCGGAGAAUGCUCUCGGCAAAGCUUGGUCUGAUCCUUUAGACCUGAAGAUUCGGCAGACUUUCAGAACUGGUCCACCUCGGAAUGUAGCUGUUCACUCUGUCCGAGGCCAAGGGAGCUCACUGCUUGUAACCUGGCAAGACCCCACGGAGCUGGCACCAUUUAUCGUUUUACUUUAUAACAUCCAAUACCAAAUGGUUGGUACAAGCAAAUGGAUUCAGGUAACAGAAAAAGAAGAAAUUAUUAACAAUUCAUUUGUAAUUAAGAAUCUCAAACCCUUCACUAGCUAUACAGUAGCUGUGCGAUGCAUUGGUAAAGAACAAACCAUAUGGAGUGACUGGAGUAACAAGGGAACUGGAUUAACUUCUGAAGCUAAACCAUUGAUAGCACCAGAACUAUGGAGGCAGAUCAAAAAUCUUGAUUCUCAAGGAAUUAGAGAAGUACAUCUUCAAUGGAAGGCUUUGAACAAGUCUAAAGCAAAUGGAAUCAUAUUGGGAUACAGGAUAUGGUCUGAGAAACGAUGGGAUCAAAUGAUGAGACAACAGGAUAACACAACAUCUUUGAAUUAUUCCUUGUUGCUGACACAUGAAGCACAUGUUGUAACCGUCGUUGCUUAUAAUUCAGUGGGUGAUUCUCCUAAGGCAGUCUUGAUAGUUCCAGCAAUAAACCACACAGCUCCCACGACUAUUCAGUAUGUUCAAGUUACAUCACAGAAUAAUCGACUGCUCGCAGAGUGGAAGACUUCAGAACGACCAGAUAAUGGAUAUAUCGUAGAAUGGUGUUUGUUUUUGGAUACAAGCCCCUGUGCUGGGCCAUUGCACUGGCAAUAUGAAGGAAAUACUACUGAAAUGGCAUACUUACAGGGAGAUUUGAAACCAUUUGUGUGUUAUAACAUCUCUGUUUAUGCUGUGUACAAUGAUGGUCCAGGAAAUCCAUGUUCAACACUAGCAUAUCUGCAACAAAGUUAUCCAACAGAAGGCCCGAGUGCUGCUGCUCAUAAAAUAAAAGGAACAGAAGCUGUCAUUAAAUGGCAGGAAAUCCCAGUGGAAAAGCGACGUGGGUUCAUCACUCAUUACACCAUCUUUUAUGAAUCUGUGAAAGGUAAAAAUGCUGUAACGCUGAAGCCAAAUGUUUGUGAAUAUACACUGAAAUCUCUGCAGAAAAAUACUAAAUACUUUGUGCAUGUAAUGGCAUCCACAGUGAAAGGUGGUAAAAAUAGCAGUUCGAUUUUCUUCAAAACAAAUGCAAUUGAGCAAGAAGAUAUUGUGAUAAUUGUGAUGCCUUCAGUUCUUUGCUUCCUACUAGUGAUCAUUGUAUCGGUGGCCUGUUUCAAUAACCAACAUUGGAUUAAAAAGUACCUUUGGCCAGAAGUUGCAGACCCAGCAGGAAGCAGUAUGGCUGAUUGGUUGCAAAAACACCCAUCUAAGAAUGUCCAUGUUCUUAAAGUACUGAAUCUGGGGAAUGAUUUCACAUCAGAAUUCAGCACUGUUGAAGUUUUGCGACUAUCUGAGGAAGACAAGCUGAAGUUUGCCUGGAAAGACAAGACUUCCUCCUUGUACGCAUCAGAAGAGGAAUGUUCUCCCGACUUGUCUCCACAGCAGCAAGACAUUACAAAUGGAGCUGAGGUGGCCAGGUUGUUGCAGCCUACAGAUAUAGUCACAUACACAGUCCUGGAGGAGAGCUACAAGAGCCAGGUGCCUGAUAACAGGCUGUUGCCAGAACAGCCAUUAUCUUCAACUAUUCCGGAAGCAAGUGCAGGGGAUCAGGUAAAUGGGCAAAACACAUGUGAUGGAGAAGAAGAAAACUGGUGGCAACCAAAUACCAAUGAAAAUGAUCUGUUGCAACAAAUAAUUAAAGACAGUCCAUAUUUGAAGAACUCCUUAAAUGUAAGAGAGUUGCCAAAUGCACCUGACCCAGAUGACUCAAUUAAUUCAGGGGUUGGUAGUUGCUCUGAAGUGGACGUGGCAAUGCCUGGAGAUACUGGAACUCUAGAUCAGAACCAGUACAAUGCUCAGCUUAAUAACCAUCCAGUUAAACCGGUGCAAACUUAUAUUACACUGGAAUUACUGGGGCUAAGGCUCAACAAAGGAAUGUAAUUGACUAAUCUGCUGGAAACAGCAUUUUUUUUAACCACAGGAACCUCAUAUUUUUAGAAUUACUAACAGAAGAAAUACACAGCUGGACUGCAGGGAUGUGAAAAGAGAAAAGUUAAUUAAUGUUUCUGUAGUUCUGACAGAUCAUUAAUCUAGUUUUGUCAUUUUUGGGUCUUUUUCAUAUUUUAAUUUUAGUGUCUGCAGUUGUUUCGUUUAACUGCAACUCUUCUCAAGGAAUAUUUUUGGCUAUCAGGAUUACUACAAAAUAAUAAUUCAUAAGUGUGACUCAGAUUUAGUUAACUUUCCAUUAUCUGUCAACAACCAAAUCAUGGCUUUGGCUCUGUCCCAAUAGAUGAUCCCAGGGAAAAUGCUCAGGAACAGCAUAAGCAAGAAGCCAAAGCUGAGAAUUUUUAUCAGUGUACAAGUGCCAGUUACAGACCACUCCCUUGUCUGCUGGGUUACAGAACUUAUAUCAUUGCCACAUAGAAUUACAUCAAUUACUAAAUGUGAAUGUGUGUUGCAGUUUUACAAUAUGCUGAUCAAGAAAGUGAUCAGGGAAUUUCUUGGAACUAAAUAUAUGAAAUGAUCAUGAUUUGGUUGUGGUUAAAAAGCAAUGGAAGAUAAUGGAUUCCAUCAGGAAAUGUUUGGAUUGCAGUUGAAGUGUUAAAACCUAUUAUCUUUAUUUCAAAUCUGCUCAUUACGCCAACAACCUGCACUGGCUAAAAUAUCCUCCAGCAACUUCUCACUCUUGCAAUUCUGAUACAUACUUGAUUUUCAUUGUUCUGUGUGAGACCAUGCCUACAGCUGCCUAGUCCCUGCAAUCAGAAAUUCUGUGCCUCAGUCUCUUCACCUCUACCUCUGUCUUUGUUUUUGUUCUCUUUCCUUAAUUUCUCUUCAUGUAGCUUGGUUUAAAUGUUGUUUAAUAAUGCUCUGAUAAGCUGCAGAGCAUUUCGUCUCCGUUAAGUGGCAAGUUGUCCAGUGAGUUGUUGAUUUUACUUAUGAAGCAUUAAUCCCAGUCUAGAACAUUGCUCAGGUAAGAAAGAUGUUACUCUUUGCCGUUUACCAAGAUCUUUAGAGGAAAUAGGUAUUUUACACUAAAUACAUUGCAUUCAUUGCUUAGUCACAGUUAUGAACUUGCAAUAUUGGAACCCUUGUUCCACAUUUAAAGUAGGCUAUUGACUGAGGUAGAUGGGUACUUUGGAAGGACUGUAGUUGGCCCCUUUUAAAGAGAAGCCCACUACUCCAGUAGGACAAAUGCAGCUGGUUGCAAGAGAACGCCACCACCUGCAGGUUUCCCUCCCUGUGGCACGCUGUCCUGACUUAAAAACAUUGCCGAUUAUUGAUCGUCACUGUGGGUGACUGUUAGAACUCAGCAGCACUGUAGCAGUAUCUAAAUCAGGAGGCCUUUCCUGCAAUGCUCACUUCCUGUAAAUAAAUAAAAAUAACUUUAUUUUGUUAACAGGUGAUAAGGCCAUAUCGAAUGCAGUAAAAAUCAAGUCCAUUGUUUGCUUUAUGCCUCAUUUGAAACUAACACUGGAAAUAUGCACUGAGUUUAUAUGCAGCUAUAGAUGGAUACAUAUGAAUUGCCUAUUAGCUUAUUUAUUUUCUCCACUAUCUCAUUGAGUCAUUCAGGCCACUAAUGAUCUUGGACACUGUUAUCUGAUAUUAAAUGGAACAGUAUUAUUGUCCUCAGCGCUCAUGGGAGAGUUUCAGUUUCUGAUGCUGACACAUGAAUUUUGCAGGAAGGAGGAAGUGUCCCUGUGGAUUGGACAUGCCCUGCUGCCCGAGUGUAGAAAUGGCCCCAUGGAAUAAAACAUACAACAGUACAGUGCAGGACCAGGCCCUUUGCCCAUCAAGUCUUCGUUGACCAUGAUGCCAAUCUAAUUAAUCCCAUUUACCUACACAUAGUCUACAUCCCUCUAUUCCCUGUUUCAUGUGCCUGUUUUAAUGCCUCUUAAAUGUUGUUAUUGUAUCUGCUUCUACCACCUCCCUGGCAGUACCUACCAUUCUGUGUAAAAAAGACUUGCCUUGUACAUCUCCUUUAAGUUUUCCCCCUCUUACCUUAAACCUAUUCCUUCUAGUAUUUGAACUUUCCACCCUGGGAAAAAGACUCUAUCUCCCCUAUUCAUAGUCUUAUAUACUUCUGUCAGGUCACCCCCUCAGCUCCUCAGCUUCUGAUACGUCAGAGAAAACAACCAAAGUUGUAUACAGUUGCAACACGACUUCCCAACUUUUGUACUCGAUACCCUGACCAAUGAAAGCAAAUAUACUGUAUUCCUAUCUACUUGUGUUGCUAUUUGCAGGGAUCUAUGCAUCCAAAGAUCCCUUUGUAUAUCAAUGCUCCUAAGGGCCUUGCCAUUUACUCUAUACUUUCCUCUUGCACCUCACACUUGUUCAGAUUAAACCCCAUCUGCCAUUUCUCCAUCCACAUUUCCAGCUGAUCUACAUCCUGAUGUAUCCUUUGACAACCUUCCUCACUAUCCACAGCUCCACCAAUUUUUGUCUCGGCUGCAAACUCACUAAUCAAAUCAUCUACAGUUUCAUCCAGAUCAUUUACAUCACAAACAACAGAGGGCCCAGCACUGAUUCUUGCAGAACACCACUGGCCACAGACCUCCAGUCAGAAACCACUCCCCUCCCCACCACUAUGUCUUCUAUGACCAAGCCAAUCUUGUAUCCAACUUACCAACUCACCAUUGAUCCCAUGUGACUUAAUUUUCUGGACCAGCCUACCCUGUGGCACCUUGUCAAAUAUUUUACUAAAAUCCAUCUGGACACCAUCCACUGCCUUACCCUCAUAUUCAUCAUAUUUAUUGCUUCCUUAAAAAAAUUCAAUCAAAUUUGUGAGACAGGACCUCCCCCACACAAAGCCAUGUUGACUUUCCCUAAUAAAUCCAUGUUUUUCCAAAUGCAAAUAAAUCCUGUCCCUAAGAAUCUUCUCCAAUAAUUUCCCUACCACAGAUGUAAGGCUCACCGGUCCUUAGACAAAGGAAUAACAUUAUCUAUUUUCCUGUCUUCUGGGACAUCACCAGUGGAUAAAGAAAAUUCAAUGAUCUCUGCCAAGGCAACAGCCCUUGCUUCCCUCAGUAUUCUGGGAUAGAUUCCAUCAGACCCUGGAGACUUAUCUGCUUAAUGUUUUCCAAGACACCCAACACCACCUCCUCCUUAAUAUUGACAUGCCGUGGAAUAUCAACAUAUCCCUCCAUGAUCUCACCAUCAUCCAUUUCUUUACUCUCGUUAAACACAGAUGCAAAGUAUUCAUGAAGGACCUCACCCACUUCCUCUGGCUGCAGGCACAAAUUCCCUUGUUUGUUCUUGAGAGGACCUACCCUUUCCCUAGUAUAUCCUUGUUCCUAUUAUCCAUGUAAGGUGGCUACGGAAUGAGGAAGAAAGAAAAAUUGCUCACAGCGUUCAUGACCUCAGACCAACUUAAAACAUUUCACAGCCCACAGAUACCUAUUUCACUUAACUUGUACUCAUCGAGAUAUGGCAGCCAAAUUGUAUGCAAAAGUUCCCACUGACGGCAGUUACAUAAAUGACCCUCUGAACUGCUGUAUUGAGAUUAAUGAAGGGAUAAAUGUUGGCCAGGAUACUGUGCUGGAUCCCCCACAUCUUCAGGUAGAGUAACACUCGAUGACACUUGAUGCAGUUUUCAUUGUACAUUGAAGAAUUUCUUAUCUCACUUUCACUGCAAGGGAGCAACAAUUGGAUGCACGAGAGUUUGCCGCCAAAAAUGGCUGAACUUCACCGUUUUUCCAGUGAUAAGCAAGGGAAGGUGAUGAUGAGCAAGAUGUUACAAAGGGGCUUAUAAAGUAAAAGAGGGUCUGAAAUGAUGACUCUUGGGUUUGAAGAGCUGAUGGGGAGAGUUCACUUCUGGUGGAGAAAGAAGAAAGUUUAAGAUAUUUUAUCUGUAGUCCGUGGGAAAAUGUUAUCAUGAUUUUAAGUACAGUGGCCUUGAAAUUCUACUGCUCUGGUGUUAGGCGGUGGAUCGAUGAAGAACAAAUGGAGUGGGAGAGGGGAGGGAUAAAAGAAGGGAGAGAGGGAAAGGAUAGCGGGAGAGAAGAAAAAGAUAGAGGAAGAGGAAAAGCUUAG
Molecule: messenger RNA, 7134 nt
Organism: Pristis pectinata (smalltooth sawfish)
Lineage: Eukaryota; Metazoa; Chordata; Chondrichthyes; Rhinopristiformes; Pristidae
Product: interleukin-6 receptor subunit beta-like
Exons: 17
Coding region: 313-3045 (910 amino acids)
Biological process (GO): cytokine-mediated signaling pathway
Cellular component (GO): signaling receptor complex; external side of plasma membrane
Molecular function (GO): cytokine receptor activity; cytokine binding
Source: RefSeq, a predicted model, not a curated record